AUGAGUCAAGCUUUAUUCACUAACUUUAGAAUUCCAGAGAAAAUGGUUCCAUAUGUGAACCUCCAGGACAUACUUAAUGGUCUUUCAUUGAGUAAUAUUGAUAAUGCCGUUAAAUAUAUUUCUGCAAACUUUACUCCAGGUUUUUAUGAAGAAUUAAUUCUUAACAUCAUUCAUUUUUCGGAAAUUAGACCGAAUCUCGUAAAAGUUUACUCUCUUCUAUGUAGUAUGCUUCUGACAAAAUUAGAACCAAAUUUUAAGCCAAUAUUAUUCAGAUUAUCCAAGGGAAUUUUCUUGCGUUACCUAUUUCUCGAAGGAAUUUAUUCAUUAGAAGAUAUACAAUCGAAAUGCAAGCAAGAUUUAACUCAAUACUUUUACUUCGCUCCAGAAUUAGAUAUACCAAAAGAAUGUGAAGAAAUUACAAAAUAUGGAUCAAUAUACAAGCGUUAUUAUGAAUUACGAAAAGAUAAUUGGCGAAAAUAUAAAGAUUUAUUAGAAUUAGGCUUCGAUAGAGGAACUUUGCGUUUCUCAUUGAGAUACGAUGAUGUUGAUUUAUUAGUUUCUCUAUCAUCAGAUCCUACAUGGACUUUGUCUAAAAAACUUUUCCCAUCUCCUUUCGAAAAUUCUUAUCCUAUGUCGAUGUUGGCGUUCGCUGCUAGGUACGGAUCAGAGAGAUGUUUCAAAUGGUUACUUGAUAAAGGCGCAACUUUUGAUGCAGAAGUUCCAGAAAAUAUUAUUAUCGGAGGAAAUAUGAAUUUAUUCAAUAUUCUCACGCAGAAGAAAACAAACUUCAAGCAUGAACUCGUUACAGCAGCUAAAUACUUCAGAAUGGAUAUUGCGGACUGGUUAUUAGUAAAUUCAGAUAAUUCAGAAGUUUUCAUCAGUAAUUUAAUCGAAAGUUGUAACUACAGAACUAUCCUUUACUUCGUAACACCACAGGAUAUGACAGAUGCCCAAAUUGGGCCUUGGACUCCAUUAUGUCGUGCAGCGGCCAAAGGAUUACUUUCAUUAUGUGUAUUCUUCGUUUACCUUGGCGCACAAGUUAAUCCGAGACACAAAGAAAUGCCAACUCCGCUUCACGCCUGUUCUCAAUCUGGAUACAUCGAAGUUUGUCGUUUUAUGGUACAGAACGGUGCAAAGAUCGAUGCUAAAGAUGAUAACAGAAACACUCCUCUUUAUAUAGCAAGUUCCAAGAAUAAUUUUGAAAUUGUUCAAUUUCUUCUCCAAAACAAGGCCCAGAUCAACACAACGAAUGAGGAUCAUAAAACAGCACUUGUAGCUGCUACAGAAAGCGGAGCAAAUGAAGUUGUUCAAUUAUUACUUGAAAGUGGCGCAGAUCCUAAUAUUACUGACCAAAUAAAGAGAACGGCCAUUCACUAUGCUGUUGAGAAUAAAAAUGCUGAAGCAACUCUUCUUCUUGUUAGAAAUGGAGCAGAUACGAAAUUGAGAGAUGAAGAAGGACAAGAUCCAUUUGAUCUGUGCUAUUCUAGUCAGGUAAAGCAGGCGUUAUGCGGAAAAGAGCCAACAAAUGAUAGUGGAUGGCUUUCAUAUUUAUGGUGUAGAAUUAAUUAA
This is a messenger RNA of Trichomonas vaginalis G3, 1569 nucleotides long. RefSeq names its product spectrin binding. NCBI's taxonomy places the organism in Eukaryota, Parabasalia, Trichomonadida, Trichomonadidae. The coding region runs from base 1 to 1569 and encodes 522 amino acids. The transcript has a single exon. Gene Ontology annotation, molecular function: protein binding. The record is from RefSeq and is a predicted model, not a curated record.